AGUUUGGCAACUGUAAAAAGGGUCAAAGGCAAGCUAUUCAUUCCUGUAUCAUAAUAUAUAGUUGAGUCCCAAGCUCACUCAUUACUGGGGGAUUAUAUGUCUUCUGGCUAAAACAGACAGAUUGGUAAUACAGCAAGAGGGUUUCAGCUGGUUAGAAGGGUCAGGGGCUUCGCCAAUUUUGCCAUAGAAAAUGCCUCCUCCUAAGGGUGACAGUUCCAAAAAGGCUGACCCAAAGGCACAGGCCAUGAAGGCUGCCAAAGUAGUGAAAUCAGGACCUACCUUUAAGAAGAAGGCAAAGAAGAUCCGAACGUCUGUCACAUUUCAUCGGCCAAAGACAUUGAAGAAGGACAGGAAUCCUAAGUACCCUCGCAUCAGUGCUCCAGGUCGAAACAAGCUUGAUCAUUAUCAGAUUCUUAAAUACCCACUGACAACUGAAUCUGCUAUGAAGAAAAUUGAAGACAACAACACAUUGGUGUUUAUCGUUGACAUUCGUGCUGAUAAGAAGAAAAUAAAAGCUGCAGUCAAGAAAAUGUAUGAUAUUCAGACCAAGAAAGUGAAUACCUUGAUCAGGCCUGAUGGCACAAAGAAGGCAUAUGUGAGGUUGACACCCGAUUACGAUGCUUUGGAUGUUGCAAACAAAAUUGGAAUUAUUUAAGUCAGUAUCCCGCAUCCUUUAAAGCCUUCAUUUUUCCAUUUUGGUUUGGAGGACCUGAGAGAUUCAGGGAUUAGUUUAAGAGCUGUAAUUUUGUAUUUCUUUUUUUCGGCUGCCAGUUCAUAUUUUGCUUCAGCUUGUUUAGUUGGACUGGGAUGGUUCAAGUUCUGAUUCACUUUCUUUUGUUUUAAUGGUUAGCUAUCUUUGAUUUAAUGACACUUCUUUCAAUUUCUUCU
Molecule: messenger RNA, 888 nt
Organism: Carica papaya (papaya)
Lineage: Eukaryota; Viridiplantae; Streptophyta; Magnoliopsida; Brassicales; Caricaceae
Source: RefSeq, a predicted model, not a curated record